AUGCUACAGGGCGGAAAGACACUAUAUACCGGUCCAGCCGUUCGUUGGCGAAGAGAAACGCAAGGCACCGUAAUUUGCAUUCGCGAUGCCUUUUAUAAUCUCCCCGUACGUCGUUUGUCCCAUCCUUCUCACAUACGAACGUGGGAGCUUGUUCGUCAAGAAAUCGAAACAUACGCUAUAGUAUUCCCUCAUGUCGCCUUUUCACUUGAGGACAGCCGCAAUGCUAGGGAAACGGACGUCAACACUUUCCGAGAUCGUAAUUUUCGAAUACCAAAGACACCAUCUAUCUUGAGCGCGUUUCGCCGCAUAUACGGUAGAGCAUUGACAGAGCACGUCGAAGAGAUAGAUGCGACCCGCGAUUCGAUGAAGGUUGUCGGAUUUAUCAGUCUGAACGGCUCACUGUCCAAGGCGAGACUCGGUCAUCCUCGAAAUAAUGGGAAGAAAAUGACAUUUUGCUCUAACAGGCUUAUCAGUUUCUUUAUAUCAACAAACACCCGGUUUCUCACUGCGAUAUUCGUCGUCUCAUCGAUACGAGCUUUGGCUCUAGUUCAUUUUCCAAAAAUGUUUAUUUUAUGCUCUCAUCCCGGUGUCGGAACUGAUGCAACGACCAUUAGGGCCUUGAUGAAGAUGGGGAUUCUAGCUAUCCUCGCCCCAACUGAGAAAAAAGCUGUUUAUGUCCUCAACGUUACCCUUCCUCCCGAUCACGUUGAUAAUAUAAUAGAACCGAGCAAGACGUCGGUUCAGUUUCAGGUAGAGCUAUGCAUCUCUCAAGGCCUUUUGAAAUCACUAAUCAUGGGUGAUAUGCUGAAGAACAGAGCAAGCAUCUUGUCCUUUGUAUCAUCUGUCAUCAAGUCUUUCUUGAUGAAACAUGGCUUUGUAUUGCAACGCGACAUUGAACCUGGUCCCCAAGAUUCCCCUUCACGAAAACGCAGGAAACUCGAAAAGAAUUUUGAAGACUCAGGUUUCAUGGAAGGAAAUCAUGUCAGCGAAUCGCCGAGUUCUUUGCACGAUCGUCAUACUGCAGAAGGCUCAAAUUCGGUACUCUACACUUCUACGGAAGACAACCCUUCCGAUAUAUUAUGGACAGAUCCUAUAACCCAUGAGAAGUUUCUUGUGGAUGCAAGGUCAGGAAAUUCAUAUCGGCAAGGUGACGGUCGGACUGGCGAACCUUCGUCGGGCGUUCGGCAAGGGAGGAGAACUUUACAAUACAGGCAUGCAACCAGCUCAGCCCCCCGACAGGCUGACCAUUCAAUCCCAACCUGGCUCGAGAAAGCACUUCAGGAAAACGAAGCAUACUCGCUGAGCGAGAAGCGUAUAGCCUCGUUGGAACUUAACCCUUCUAUAUGUCCGCCGGUUGUCAAAAACAACUCCUUCCAUACCGAACAACACCAGUGUCUUGCAUCACAGGACAAAAAUUUUGCAAGGAGUCUCCAAAGUGAUGCCCUCUCACGUCCCCUCACCAGAGAAGACCUUCAACAAGCGCAAAUCAUAGGUCAAGUUGACCGAAAAUUCAUAGCUUGCGCCAUUCCAGUCAAGCAACCUGAAAAUGGUUUACUCAGGACCUCUCAAAUCUAUCGUGAACCAACGAGCACUUCUCCUGCUCUCGUACUUGUCGACCAACAUGCUGCGGACGAACGCAUCCGUGUGGAGUGUUUCCUCAAAGAGCUGUGUCUCGGCUUUCUCCACUAUCGAGACGAGGGCAGUUCUACAGAGAAAGGGAUUACUCAAAAAGAAUUACAACCGCCACUACCUGUCCUUGUCACUCGGCACGAAGCUAUCUUGCUAAAAGCGUCUGUGGGAAUCCAGAGAGCAUUCCACAAUUGGGGUUUUCAAUUCGCCGACCUCUCGAAGGCGGCGAACGUGAACUCCGACGAUGUUUUUGCGGACGGAAGCAGUAGUGAAUAUGAACAGCUUCUCGUGUGUUCCGUUCCAGAAGUUGUGAGCGAAAAGCUUCUACAAGGGGAAGAGCUUCGGGAUCUCGUGAAAAGCUGUCUUGCCUAUUUCCAGCAUUCGAGCGACUCAUCUCAGAUAACUCACAGCACCAACUUGCGAGCGGAUGAGCUUGCCUGGCUUGGUGCUCUGCGUCUGUGUCCCAAAGCGCUGCUCGACUUGGUGAACUCGAAGGCUUGUCGUGGUGCUAUAAUGUUUAACGACCACCUGACCGUCGAACAAUGCCAAAGGCUGGUCUACAAACUCUCUCAAACAUCUUUUCCGUUCCAGUGUGCCCACGGACGGCCAUCCUUGGUGCCGCUAAUGAACAUCUGGGAUUACCCAAGGCAUCCGACUCGGCAACUUGAACGUUCGCAGUAUCGGUGGAGCAGGUUGGAAAACGACAAAGAAGCCUCGAUUUGA
Molecule: messenger RNA, 2352 nt
Organism: Laccaria bicolor S238N-H82
Lineage: Eukaryota; Fungi; Basidiomycota; Agaricomycetes; Agaricales; Hydnangiaceae
Exons: 11
Coding region: 1-2352 (783 amino acids)
Biological process (GO): mismatch repair
Cellular component (GO): mismatch repair complex
Molecular function (GO): ATP hydrolysis activity; mismatched DNA binding; ATP-dependent DNA damage sensor activity
Source: RefSeq, a predicted model, not a curated record